Tremella mesenterica DSM 1558 is the source of this 837-nucleotide messenger RNA. RefSeq lists its product as uncharacterized. The record is from RefSeq and is a predicted model, not a curated record. Lineage: Eukaryota; Fungi; Basidiomycota; Tremellomycetes; Tremellales; Tremellaceae. Gene Ontology annotation, cellular component: endoplasmic reticulum membrane. The transcript has 5 exons. Bases 1 to 837 code for a protein of 278 amino acids. Gene Ontology annotation, biological process: GPI anchor biosynthetic process.
AUGCCUAACUCAGCUUCAAAACCACCUCUCCCACUCAGACAAUACUUUGCUCUUCAAUCCUACCUCUCCACCCUUCUUCUCCUCUCCGUGCUAUUCCUCCCUCGCAGUUCACAUUCCUUCUUUAACCCCACAGAUCUCCCUCUACAACGUUCAUCCGCCGAUCGACCCGAACAUCCAUUCUUGACCCCUCUGACCGUCUCACCUAGACGGACGAUGUUAUGGAUAUUAGCUGGAAUGACGAUAUGUAUGUUAUGGUGGGGACAUCAUUUACGUACUUGGGUCAAUAGGUCAAAAACGAAAUCAAAAGGUACAUCUGGGGAAGUGAAAAGUUCAUCAAACGGUGGACAUGGGAAUGGCGAGAAAAGUAAGAAUACGAAACGUAUAAAAGAAGCUUUCUCAUCUACCGUCGUGGGAAGUGCGGUCAUUAUGAUUUUGUUAUUAAUACUUGGUUCUCCUAUGGAUAGUCAUCUAAUCGAAACGUAUUUACUUUCCUUACAUCUCUCCUGUCUCCUCGUUUGGCCCAUCGUACACUCUAUGGGCAUUCCAUCAAUGUACGAUCCAGGUAUUCUUCAUCGAUAUCAAUAUACAAAGUUAUUUUCGUAUCUUGAUCCUGAAACACCCGUAGAUAGAGCUUUACUUUACCCUGCUCUGGGAACUAUGGUAGGAGCUUGGAUAGGUGCUUUGCCUCUUCCAUUAGAUUGGGACAGACCGUGGCAAAGCUACCCUUUGACUCUGGCUUUCGGUAGUGUACUCGGUUUCAUCAUAGGCGGUUGGGUCUCUUUCCUUCACUCAGCCACCCGAUCUCUUGUACAACAAGUCCAAUCUGAGAAAUUAUAA